CUAAUUGAAUCGGCAUGUUCUUUCUUCUUCUUCCUCGAGAAAAUCAGAACACGAAAAUAUCAGAGAAAAAAAAAAAAGAAAGAAAAGAAAAACCUCUAAAAUUCGGAAAAAUGGAACGAUCUGUCUUUCUUCUCACUUUUCUUCUAUCUCUAUGCACGAUUCCCUUCUCUUCCCGUGCUGAAAACCCUAAAAACACCCAGCCACCAACAGCGGCGCACGCGGAGCUCACGAAUUAUGGUUUUCCGAUCGGACUCCUUCCGUCCUCCGUCCGGAGCUAUACCUUGAACCAGACCUCCGGUGACUUCGCCGUCGAUAUUGGCGGUUCGUGCAAGAUCACGCUUCCGCCAGACAACUACCUGGCCACCUAUUCUAAGAAGAUCACCGGCAAGAUUGACCAAGGUCGUAUCGCGGAGCUCGACGGGAUUCGAGUCUGGGCCUUCUUCAAGUGGUGGUCUAUUUCGGGGAUAAGGUCCAGCGGCGAUGAUUUGGUUUUCGAAGUUGGGAUGGUGACUGCCAAGUAUCCGGCGAAUAAUUUCGACGAAAGUCCUCUGUGUGAAGGGAAGCACGCAGCAUCUUAAAGAGGGCUUCCAAUUUGAUGCGCGUGUUAAGAUAGAAUCUUAGAUGCGCGUGUUAAGAUAGAAUCUUAGAUGUCUACUUAUAUAGUGUCAUCUGGACUGUAAGACCGUAAUGCUACUUUUACCUUUUGCAUGUAUAUUUUUAUCCGGGAUUUCUAGCUAGCAUUAACACACUGUUUGUAUUUCAUUUGAAUUGUCACCAUCUAUCAACUAUCUAUAAUAAGGUAAUAUCCCAGUUCCUUGG
Messenger RNA from Rubroshorea leprosula, 819 nucleotides. Lineage: Eukaryota; Viridiplantae; Streptophyta; Magnoliopsida; Malvales; Dipterocarpaceae. The record is from the annotation of a GenBank genome assembly.